Carassius auratus (goldfish) is the source of this 4016-nucleotide messenger RNA. RefSeq lists its product as uncharacterized. The coding region runs from base 2589 to 3218 and encodes 209 amino acids. The record is from RefSeq and is a predicted model, not a curated record. The transcript is spliced from 4 exons. NCBI's taxonomy places the organism in Eukaryota, Metazoa, Chordata, Actinopteri, Cypriniformes, Cyprinidae.
UUCACGAACAAGAUAAGCUAUGUGCCAGAUCAUUUCAUUCACGAACGACAUGUAUCCGUUCAUUCAGUUUGUUUACGAAUGACAUGUGAGCCAGUUCAGUCAUUUCAUUGUCGAACGAUAAGAUCUCUAGAUCUAGUUCAGACUCAUAUGAAACUCGUUCAUUGAAGGGCGUAUUCGUUACUACAUUCAACAAAUCACAUACUCUGUCACAUCUCAUACUCGAAGGCUAUUGGCUCGAGGUUGAGUAAUUCUUUGACACUAAUACUAAUUUGUAGACCUAGUUGAGCCUGUAAAUAACUUUAAGUGGAAUAGCUUAAAAUUCCCAAGUUUUAGUCAUGCAAUGCACGAUGGGAACGUGAUCGCCGUCACUUUGCCGCCAUGUCUAUGCUUUUUGCCGAGAAGACACCACUUUCUCGCCGCGGACAGUUAAGUUUCUGCUAAAACUCGCCAGAGAUGGUAAGUAACUUUGAUUUAACUAACGUUGCUGCUGAGGAGUUAUUCAACUUAAUGUUUCAGUAUUUGUGUGUUGAUACAAGGGGUUUGCUGGUGAGUAGGACAUUAUCUUAAUCUAGGUCGGCAGCCAUUUUCACCUGCUAGUUAACGAUAAUGUUACGUUACAAGUUUUUUUUUCACUUGGUGCGCUGUUUGUGAGAAGUCCAAGUGAAGCAGUUUGACGUCGAUGGACAUUAACAUUGUCAUCCGUUAAGGUACUUAGCUAGCUAAGUAAGUCACUUUUAUCACUGGAGGGGCUUUUUAUGAGUAACUUUAGAGUAAGACGUUUUAUUAAGUUCAACGGACAUCACCUGUAACCACCUGUUUGAUGGCUUAACGUUAGCUAGCCAAAUUGCCUUUCUCGCUUAACGCGCUUGUGAACUUGGAAAACUGUCGUUUUAACCAGUUUUAACCAGUUCAACAGGACAUUUUCCACCUGUAGCGACUUGGCGGGCGCUGCCCGGCUUUGAACUGCCUCUCUGGAUGCGUGGCGCAAGCGUCUCAGCCGGCCUAAGAGGCGCCGCGGGCGAAAACCACGCACAUUCAUGGCGGCGGGGAAGGGAGGGCAACGUUACUUUUUUCUUACUGGAGGGGCUUUUGUGAGCAGUGUAAAGCUGUUGUUGUAACCAGUUCGACUGGACAUUUUUCACCUGUAGCUUUAGCGUCUUGGUGACACAGCCCGAUCCACGCUGAGCGAGGGACACGCACUCAGUGAGAAGAAGAGUGUUAGCGACCACAUUGGAUUGUUUUUUCCUAGUAUUAACGUUAAAUGUAAAUGACUUUGACCGUUCAUUGUAUUAUUGUCUUAUGUAUGACAUAUGUCUCGCAUUAGUGAUUAUUUUACCUUCAAGCACUUAAUAGAAAGUGAAUUGCAACCGGAUUAUGACAGAGUAUAUUAGCAAUAACUUUACACCCCUAAUAAUUACAUUAUAUCUUUAAUGUUAGCUACUUUGAAAAUACAGGUAUAUUGUUGCAUUAGACUUCUGUAGCUUAUAUAAGUUCCCUUGUCUCUUAUUUUCUUUGUUUUAUUGUGUUGCAGGUCAUAGGAAGAGAUUCCUUUGAACCCAGUAUCCUGAUAUUAGCAACAAACUGAAUACCAACCUCUGAAAAAUAUGCUUUGGAAGUGUAAGUAUUGCCCUCUUAACUGUGAAAAGAGAGCACAGCUAUUUCAACAUUAUAGGCUAAAACAUGGAAGUUAUGCAAGAACACAGCCUUUUCCUUGUUUAUUAUCAGGAAUGUCCAUGUACAUUUAAAUCACUCAAUGCACUAAAAGUACAUUUAUCUCGCCUUCACACCAAAACUCCUGAUCAGCAGCAACCAGAUGCACCAGUUAAAUUUUGCUGUCUGUCAUGUGGGUUUGCCGAGUCUUGUUCUCAGACUGACUACUUUACUCACCUGCGUACUACACACUUAAAAGUAAACCAUAAAGUCAGGUGCCCGUAUAAAGACUGUAACUUUGAAACAAGUAUAUACUCCACUUUCAAAGCACACAAGAGGUAAGUACACCAGGACCAGAAAUGGAAAAGUUUAAAGUCAGAAAUCAUUGGUUUGGAUAAUGUAAGCGAUGACCUUGAUGCUGCACAAGACCAAAUGUCACAUGCUGAUGAUAUGGACGAUUUAGAAGAUGUCAGUGUAGAAGCUAGUGAGACUGAUCUUCAUGAUUUAGAAAAACAGCUUGAGCACAACUUAGCAUCUCUUCUGUUAAAGAAGAGAUGCUAAGAAGAGACGCUUUCCUUUCUCUUUUCAUCUCAAUUUGUCUUUUCUUUCUUCUCUGCUCUUUUUCUUUUUCUUUCUGUCUUUUUCAUUCUUACCAUCUCAUUUCCCUUCCUUAAUCAAGGUCAUCCUCCGGCUGGAAUGGAUGGAAGGACAGUCUCAAGUUCAAGAUGGGGAAACUACAGAACCAAAAUGUGCCAGAUUGGACGAGUUGAUGUCACUGUCAAUGGUGGUAAACGUGGAAGGUACACUGCAAAUGCAGACCCUUCUAACAAAGGGAAGAAAAAAAGCCAAGGAAAGGAGAAUUAAAUUUCCUACCUGAAUAUCCAGAGGGGAGGGAUGACCACAGCCUGGAAGAAGCUCGCCAGGUUUUGGUCAAUGAAAUGAAGACAAAGCCAAAUGGGUCCCUUGUUAAGAAAGAGACAUUUGCGCUUCGGAGAAAAGAAGUUGUCCAAAACAAACCUGCCAUCAGCCAGUUGUUACAUCGAUGGCUAGCUCUUUUCACAGAAAGCCAGGUUUAUUACGAGUUCUCCAGAGUGGUGGGGAAAAGUCUGCAAGAGAAUUUCUUUGAUGAACUUGACCGUUUCUCUCCAAGGCUGAUAGACCUCUUUCGGAAGAAGAAAGGCCUUACCGGCCAGCUUUUGGCUGAGCUUUUACGUCAGACAAAGACCACUGAGCCAACAGACAUCAGGUGCCUAUGUCUUCGUGGACUGCCUGUCAUCUUGGCAGAUGAUUCUUCUGCCUUCUUCAGGACAUGCUCUGAUGUGACUGACAAGGACUCGUACAGUGAAACUCCAGUGGGAAUUCUCUGCCUUGGUCAAGAAAAUACCCAGCUCAACUCAUCCAGAGUAGGGAUCAUCUUUAAACAUUCUAGUUUAGCACAUGCAAUGAAUACAAAGGUUUUGUUACUUAAACUUAAAAUAGUAAGUGGAGUUCGUGUGACAAGGCAAUUGAUAUUACAAGAGAUUGUAAGUGAAAUCAACUUUGCAUUCAGUAUUUUGAACUUAAAAUAAUAAUUCCACCCUUUCAUGCAUUUAAGUUAAAUGCACUCAAGUUUUCAUAAGCCAUUACUUAAAGUUUUUAAGGCAACCCGUUUCCUCAAAUUUUUUAAAGUAAAUUCAACCUAUCCGGGCUUACAGUGUAAGAAAGGUGGACUAGCUACUCCUUUAUGGGGAAAGAGUGAGUUCAAAUCAUUGUUAGGAGAGCACAUGGACUCAGUAGUGACAGAGUCAGUCAGAUUGGACUUGAUAUAGAAAUCUGGUAUCCAUCCAGAAAAAAUAUGGUCAACUGAAGAAUGUAAAAAGGUACUUGGAGCAUGUAUCAGAAAGAAACACCUAAAAGGCAUUAUCUGUUGCCACCGAGAGUUUAGUUCAGCAAUAGCAAUACACUGAACUUUUUCAUGUGCUAAGUUAAAAGAACAAAACAAACAGCUGCACACAGAGUUGUCACACCUGGUUGUCUGCACCACUGUGAGACUUUAAAGGGCAUUCCUGUGUUGUGACUCUAUCAAUAGACAUCAUAUAGGUAGAUGUCCUAUUGGCCAUUGGCACUGAGAUUUGCAGCCGACAUUUUAAUCUGGUCGUACUCAUGGUUUUGUUGUGUAGCAGCAGUUAAGAUGCCAGAGCACAGUGCAGCAUUUUCCUAUUCUAAUCGAUGGACCAUUGCAAUUAGGGCUCGGGGGAUUACUUUUCACAAGUAAGAUUUAACAUUGAUUGUAUUUUGUCCUUAAAUUCAGACAAUUGAGAAAGAGCAAGAAUCUUUGAUAGUACUGUACUGAAAUUGUAGCUAGCUAAUGUUAGCUAGGCUAUGUA